AUGUCAUUUAACUAUUAUGUUGGUAGAGAUAAUAAGUAUUAGUGCUUACAAAACUAAUAGUAAAGUGCCUAUGGAUUACUAAAUUGCUAUGAUUCUACUUAUAUAUGCAAAACAAGUAAUCUUUUGAUCUGUGUUUACUAUUUAGGUGAUUCUACAUAUUUAGGAAAAAUUUCUAGUACAGGAAUUUGUGCAUAAAUUGGUGCUAAAAUAUCAACGAGCGAUUUUUAAAGUAUUAUCAACUUGAAUCUAAAUUAUUGUUAAGAUGAUUCGUACACAAUUUAGCUUAUACUUCCUGUAUAUGCAGGAAGAGAUUAGUAAUAUUCAAGAUGCCUAAAAGCUGAUUAAACAUCAUACCAAAACGUUGAAUUAUGUGCAAAUGAUUACUGUAUUGCAAAUAAUAGUUGCAAAACAAUUGGAUUUGACGGAGUAUUAAUAGCUAAAUUAUAAAACGGUUAUUGUGCUUAAGCUUAACAACCUGGCUCUAUAUAAUGCGCCAUCAAAAUUUAUAACUACUGCUUAAAAAAUGGCACAUGCAAUUUGUUAUCUAGUUCAGAUACAAAUUUUUCGGGAGUUGACAUAAAUGGAAACUGUUUAUCUAGGAAUUAAUCUGUUUCUAUAGGUGUAUUGAAGUGUGCAUAUUAACAUUGCAAAUAUUCAACUUAACCUUAAUAAUUUGGGUGCUUUCUUUUAGAUGGUAAACCAGGAUUUGCUGGAUCUGAUUCUUCAUAAAAUUGCUUAGAUUAUAAUAAUGGAUUUGCUAAACAAUGUGCUUAAUUGCCAAUUGUUUGUUUUGAUGGUAUUAAAUUAGUAUGUUAAUAAACUGUGGAUUAUGGAUCAGUUGGUAAUGGAUGUUCUUAAGGCGGUAAUUGUUAAUAAAUGUCAUCUAUAUUUAUUGGUAGAGAUACUAAUUAUAAAUGCUUUUAUUAAGAUUAAACUCCUUAAAGUGGUACUGUUGAUAAAUGUUUUAAUGAUACCUAAACUAUUUGCUUAACAAGUGACAAGAAAUAAUGUAUCUUGUAUGCUAAAUCUUCAUAGUAUUUAGGGUGUAUUCAAAGUACUGGAAUUUGUGCUUAAUUAGGUUAACAAACUUCCAAUUGGGCUCUUUAAAUUAUUGUUAAUUUGAACAAAGGAUAUUGCUAAGAUAACUAAUUUAGAAUUUAAUAAUUGUUACCUCCAUAUGUUGGAAGAGAUUCAGUAAACUAAUUAUGCCUCUAAGAAACAACAUAGUCCUCAUAAAUUGAAUUUUGUGUUUAAGGAUAUUGUAUUGCAAAUAAUAAAUGCUAACCUGUUGGUUUUGAUAAAAAACUUAUUGCUAAACUUUCAAAUUAACAAUGUGGUUUAGAUUAAACAUCCACAGCAAUAGAAUGUGCUUAUUAAAGUUUGGAUGGAUAAGAUAAUAACGGAAAUUGCUUGUAAAGAGGCUAAAUAACAUAUAGUAUGAGAAAAUGUUAAUAAGACCAUUGCAAAUAUUAUUAUAAGUAUUCAUAAUAUAAUUCCUGCGUAUAUUUAGAUGGGUCAUACUAUAAAGUUGGAAUAACAGCAGAUGGAUUUUGCUUAAGUUUAAACGAAUAUCCAGCAAUAAGAUGUACUGAUUAGGUUAAUUAUAUAUGCUAUGAUAAGGACUCAUAGACAUGCAUAUAAAUCAAUAUAUCAUCUAGAAAUAAUUAUUGCAAAUAUUAAGGAACUUGCUAUUAAAUGUAUUCGAGUUAUUGGUCGUUUAUUGGUAGAGAUACAAAUUUUAAUUGUUUAUCUUCAGGAUAAAUCCCAAGCACAGGAUUAGUUUAGAAUUGUUUUAAUGAUCCUUAAAACAUAUGUUAAAAAAACGAUUAAUCAUAAUGCAUAUAUUAUCCUUUUUAUUCGAGCUACUUAGGUUUUAUAAAUUCGUCAGGUUUUUGUGCAUAACCAGACUAAGCAACUUCUUCUUAAUAAAAAUAAUUUUAAAUUAUCACUAAUUUGGAUAGAAAUUACUGCUAGGAUGAUAAUUUUAUAAUUAGGAAGAUAUAAACUCCUUAUGCUGGUAGAGAAGUGUAAUAUUAAAGGUGUCUAAAAGCUGACACUCUUCCAAAUUAACAAAUAGAUUUUUGCUCUUAAGGUUAUUGCAUUUCGAGUAAUUAAUGCAAGAAAAUAGGUUUUGAUGGCAAAUUAAUAUCAAAACUAGAAAAUGGAAAGUGUGCUAUUGAUCGAUAAUAUCGUGCAAUUGAAUGCGCGUAUGAAACUUUAGAUACAUGUUUAUAUUAAGGUAUGUGUUAUUGGUUAACUGAGUAAGACACCUUUGCAUCAGGAGUGGAUAAAUAUGGUGACUGUUUAGAAAGGGGUUACAUCUCAUCAUACUUUAAGAAAUGUUAAUCAAAUCACUGUUUUAAAAUUUAUCCCAAAUAUUUUUGGUACGGUGAUGAUGGAAUAGGAUGCUUUCUUCUAGAUGGAUCUUAGGGUUAGGCAGGUAUAACUUCUACUGGAUAAUGUUUAGCUAUCAAUACUUCUUUUGCUUAGAGAUGUACAAAUAAAACCAAUUCAAUUUGUUAUGAUUCUGCUUCUCAAAAAUGUUAAAUUACAAUAGAUUAUGGGUCUAUAGGAAACGGUUGUAUUUUUAAUAGUUAAUGUUAUUAAUUUUCAAUUCAAUAAUACAUUGGAAGAGAUAUAUAGCUUUAAUGCUUGGUAAAUAACUAGAUAACGAGUUAAGUAGAUACUUGCUUUAAUGAUGCUAAUAAUGUUUGCCUUAGUAAAAAUAAUAGCCAACAGUUAUGUGCAUUAUAUAUACAGUCCUAAAAGUACUUAGGAUAUAUUUCAGAAAAUAAAAUGUGCGCUAUUUAAGACAAUAUUGCAUAUUAAUAGGGUUAUCUCGCAAAUUUAUUAAACUUAAAAUCUAACUUUUGCUAAGAUGCUAAUGGAAUUAUCCGAGCCUUAAAUAAUACUAUAUAUGUUGGAGUAAGUAACCAAAAUUACAAAUGUUUAACUGUAAACUAAAACUCUACUAGCAAUAUUAUUUAAUGUUAUAUAGGAUUUUGUAUGAAUGUAAAUUUUUGUUAAGCUUAUGAUGAUACAUAUAUUGGAAAAGCAAGUAACUAAACCUGUCUAAAAGUUGGAUAACCUUAAAGUAUUGAAUGUGCAGUAAAUUAUUGUAUAGAGCCAAAUACAUAAAGCUGUUAGCUAAUAAAUGAUAAUGACCCAAAUUUUGCUGGUGUUUAGGCAAAUUAUAAAUGUGCAGUUUUUGGUCAAUAUUAUUAAUAAAUGUUGUAAUGCUCAAGCAAAUAUUGCAUUGAUUAUUAAGUUCCAGGUGAUCCUACCACUUAAUCAGGAUGCUUUCUUUGGGAUGCAUCUAUAAACAGAAUAGGGAUAGAUAAAAAUGGAUAUUGCACUUAUUAGGACUAACCAAACGCAAUCAAAUGUAUAUCAGGAUAGUUUUGCUUAAAUACUCGUUUUAGAAAUUCAUGCCAGUCUCUGUUAUUAUCAUUUGAUUAAAAUAGAUUUGCAAGAGAAAGAUUAACUGGUAAAUGCCUUCCUUAUUUAGAUCCAAAAUAAGAAGGAGGUGAUAUUGAAACUUGCGUAGAUGGUAGUUGCUUUUACACAGAUCAAAUUUCAAAGAAAAAUUUCUGUCUUUCUUUGGGUAUCUAUGCUAAGGAAGAUUUUAUCGUUGGAAUCGAUAUUUUAGGUUAGUGUUUAAAAAAGGACCAAAUAACGAAAAUUCUAAUAAAAUCUUGUUUAGGCUUAACAUAUUGUGCUCUUGAUAUUGGAUAGGGGAAUUACAAAUGUCAAAAGCUUCAGUUAAGUGACAAUACAUAUCAAAAUCAAGCUUAUUAAGCAAAAAAUGUUAACUAAACUUGUUAAGGUCUUAACGAAGAAAAUAGUAUUGGAUGUUUAGAUGGUUUAUAUUGUAUCAAUUAAUAAACCAAUAAUAAAUGUGAAGUAAUGGAUUCUAAUGACCCAAAUAAAAUAGGCAGAAAUUUUUUUAACCAAUAAUGUCUUCCAUAAGGAGCUUAAGUUGCUAUAAUUUGCCAGUAGCAAUAUUGUAUUUCUUCUGGAGCAUGUGUACCUCUAUCAGAUAGAAAUCCAGGCUAAGAAAAAUAAACUUAAAAAUGUUUGUAAGAAUAAUCAUAAGGUUAAUAUGGAGCCUCUAAUUGUUAUAAAAAUGGGUAAUAUUAUUGCAAAUCAUUUGUUCGUAAAUAAUAUACUUGA
Molecule: messenger RNA, 4173 nt
Organism: Tetrahymena thermophila SB210
Lineage: Eukaryota; Ciliophora; Oligohymenophorea; Hymenostomatida; Tetrahymenidae
Exons: 24
Source: RefSeq, a predicted model, not a curated record